AUCCUGGUGCGUAGAGGUCACGACAGAAAUACCCGGAACACACUAUCUUUCUUUCUUCGUUUUCUUAUUAUCGGUAAUCAUUUCGCAACAAUGUCGACUGCUAUGAAUUUUGGAAACAAAGCAUUUAAACCUCGGGCUCCUGACAAAGGAGCCUUUCCUUUAGAUCACUUUGGAGAAUGUAAGAACUUCAAAGACAAGUACAUGAAUUGUCUCAGAGAAAACAGUUAUGAAAACAGUAUGUGUCGGGAGCAGUCAAAACAAUACCUGGAGUGCAGAAUGGACAGGCAGUUGAUGACCAAGGAACCACUGCAAAAGUUAGGAUUUAAAGACUUGCUGGAUGAAGAUAGCCGGAACACAACAGAGACCGAAUCCUAAAUGACAGUAGCUCGUACCAUUACACCUGUAUAUAUCGAAUUUCAUUAGAGGCAACGUUUAUGAGGCAUACUUUAUGAAGUGUUAUUAAAAAUAAAAUAUUGUGUAUUCAA
Polyodon spathula (Mississippi paddlefish) is the source of this 485-nucleotide messenger RNA. RefSeq names its product cytochrome c oxidase assembly protein COX19 (gene cox19). Bases 91 to 375 code for a protein of 94 amino acids. Gene Ontology annotation, biological process: mitochondrial respiratory chain complex IV assembly. NCBI's taxonomy places the organism in Eukaryota, Metazoa, Chordata, Actinopteri, Acipenseriformes, Polyodontidae. The record is from RefSeq and is a predicted model, not a curated record. The transcript is spliced from 3 exons. Gene Ontology annotation, cellular component: mitochondrial intermembrane space.